AUGGAAACAGAGCAUUUUCCUCCUAUCCAACCGGCCACCGUGUUUGACGCCUUCCAUGCUGUAGAUGCGUUCCGGUAUAUGCAAAGUGGCCAACACAUGGGCAAGCUGGUGAUUGACAUAUCCGCAAAUCUAAGUGAACUGCCGAGUCAGAAACUGAUAUCAGGGAACUUUUCACCAGAGAAGUCCUAUCUUCUUGUGGGCGGCCUUGGUGGUAUUGGACGUGCUAUUUCAGUGUGGACGGUAGAUAAUGGUGCCCGCCAUCUAGUUUACCUUUCACGAUCAGCAGGACAGUCAGCCGAUGACCAAAACUUCAUACAGGAACUACGAACAAUGGGUUGCAAUGUUGCGUGCGUGAGAGGAAAUGUUACUAAUAUGUUGGACGUACAAGGGGCCAUUGCUAUGUGCCCCAAGCCCCUCUCUGGUGUUAUCCAGCUAUCGCUGGCACUCGACCGCUUGUAUAAGUAUAUGAGCUAUGAGGACUGGUUAGCUGUUCUGGAGCCCAAAGUGACUGGAACCUGGAACCUUCAUGAAGCAACGAAAGACAUAGACCUCGAUUUAUUUGUUCUUUUCAGUUCUGGCAGCGGAUUUGUAGGAAAUACCGGCCAGGCCAAUUACGCCGCUGCAUUCACCUUUCUUGACAGCUUCAAUCAGUGCCGCCGCCAGCUUGGCCUGUCUUCCUCAGUGCUAGACGUUGGCGCAGUUCGGGACGUUGGCUUGAUCAGCCGUGAUCCCCAACUGCUACACAUGUUACGUACUUCAAUAUGUCUCUCGCUAUCCGAACGCGAUGUCGUUGCUGACCUACAACUGGCCAUAUCACGCUCAAGAAUAGUCGAUUCGCCCACGCAAACGCCGGUGUCCCAAGUAAUUUUGGGUUUUGGGUUUACAGAAAAGGUCGAAGAACAGGUUGUCGACCGUUUCUAUCAGGGAGAUGCACGCUAUGCCCUCCACCUCAAGUACCACAAGAAAGUGGCCGCUGGCUCCAACAACGACGGUCCCAACAUUCGAAUAAGACGACUUUUAUCCGAUAUUAAAUCGGAUCACACUCUACUUGAUAACGAGGAAAUCAAGACUAAAGUGAAACAAGAGUUGCUAAAUGUGAUCGCGAUGCACCUUCCUGGAGGCGAGGACAAAGAUGAGGACGGAGUCUGUAACAUGACUAUAGAUUCCCUUAUGGCCAUUGAGCUCCGAGCUUGGAUUCGCCGCUCCACAGAUUUAGACUUCAGUGUUCUCGAAAUCUCGAAGUUGGGCACCCUUGGGACUCUAUGUGACCAGGUAGUCGAGCGUCUCCGAGAGAAGCUCAAGCCUCAAGAAGCGACUGAUAGUUAUGAGCAGUCACCGGAUGUGGACAACAACAUUAUCAACUGA
This is a messenger RNA of Aspergillus alliaceus, 1365 nucleotides long. RefSeq names its product KR domain-containing protein. The transcript is spliced from 2 exons. The record is from RefSeq and is a predicted model, not a curated record. Gene Ontology annotation, biological process: fatty acid biosynthetic process; secondary metabolite biosynthetic process. Lineage: Eukaryota; Fungi; Ascomycota; Eurotiomycetes; Eurotiales; Aspergillaceae. Bases 1 to 1365 code for a protein of 454 amino acids. Gene Ontology annotation, molecular function: fatty acid synthase activity; phosphopantetheine binding.